CGCACUUCCGGUAUAACUGUAAACUAAAGCACGUGCAGAUAUCAGCAUCACGUAAAUACUAACUUGUUGAAUAACAAGAUGUGAGAGAUGUUGACUGUGACGUAACGAAUUAACAGUUUCUACAUAUGGGAAAUUAAUGUUUUGUCCAUAAGUUAAACAAAUUUGUUGGUUUUCUGUGCUCGUUUUCUCUUCACAAACUUUUCGUAACCGUGUUCACCAUUUGAGGGAUGUAUGUUAUUAAUUUCAUGGAACUCUUUUAUGUAAAAUGUUAAAUUAGUAAACAUUUCAAUUAUAAAGACUUUUAAGUUAGCUGCACAGUAACUGCAGCGCAAUAUGGAGUCAGAAUCCAUCACGGAAAUCAGCCCACCUCCAGCUAAAAAGGCGAAGGUAGAACAUGAAGCUGCUGAAACAACUGCGGACAAGACGGUGUCAGAGGACGUGAAGGGCACUUCAGGGGAGACAGCUGCCACAAGCAGUAACACGAAGGACAGUAGGCAGUGUCAUGUGUCGGAGUCUGAUGUGGGGAUCACGCAGUAUGUCAGCAGUCACCAAGGGUUCACUGCCAUCAUAAAGCAGAGGUAUUCCGAUUUCAUCGUUAAUGAAGUCAGCAAUGAAGGAACGGUAGUCCACCUCACUUCUACAGACCUACCACAAGAAGUGGAGGAACAGGUGGCGCUAUCCCCUGACCCCAACAUCCUGUCGGAGGAAAACCAGGCCAAGCUACAGGCGCUACUGGAUGACACGGACAAGAAUGCGGCCAUCUUGAUUGAGGCUGCCCUUGACAAGGAGGCUCGGACGAAGAUGCACAAGGCCAUCAAGUCUCUCUUCCCGUCCCUCAACAGCAACACGGUGGAGGAGGAUGGACAGAAAAUGCUCAGGAUCACCAAGAUGAAAGCUGACCAGCGUACACGUCCAGAGUGGAAGCCAAGUCGGGGAAACUACUGCCGCUUUGUGUUGUACAAGGAAAACAAGGACACCAUGGAUGCAAUCAACCUCAUCUCAAGGCUAGCCAGGUUGAAAACUCAACUGUUCAGCUACGCAGGUACGAAGGACAAACGAGCCAAAACAUCACAGGAGAUCACUGCAUUCAGAGUGACCGCCAACAAGCUUCAGGCCGUCAACGCGAGACUUCGAAAUAUGAUGAUGGGAAACUUCAGUUAUGUAAAGGACCCUCUGAAGCUUGGACAGCUGAGAGGGAAUCACUUCCAAAUAGUGCUUAGAAAUGUGACGGGCACCGACGACCAGAUCACUUCUGCCAUGACAUCACUGAAGACCCGUGGUUUCAUCAACUAUUACGGCAUGCAGAGGUUCGGCACCACAUCCAUCCCGACACAUCACGUGGGCAGGGCUCUACUACAUGCACAGUGGAUGGAAGCAGUGGACCUCAUCCUCAAGCCUCGGGAAAGCGGGGACGACAGUAUGAGGAAGUGCCGGGAAGCAUGGGGCAAAUCACGUGAUGCCAGCGCUGCUCUGAGGUACGUGCCAAGUCACCACAGCAUCGAGAGGACGUUGCUUGAGACACUGAUGAGGCAGGGCGAGACCAACUAUGCCAACGCUCUGCAGGCGCUUCCAAGGAACACGCGUCUCAUGUACGCCCACGCCUACCAGAGUUAUGUGUGGAACUCCAUGACUUCUCGCAGACUGGACGAGUUUGGCUACAAGGUGAAGGUUGGGGACCUGGUCAUCCCGCACAGCAUCAACUGGGAAAGGAAAGGAGAAGCUGGAGAGUCAAAAAUGCAGCCGACAGUUGUGACAGACGAAAACCAAUCAGAAUACAGCAUGCAGGACCUAGUGUUGCCACUACCAGGCCAUGAUGUCAUCUACCCUGAGGGCAAGGUGGGCUCCUGGUACCGAGAGCUGAUGGAGAAGGAUGACCUUGACAUUGACAACAUGAAGCAGAAGAACAAGGAUUAUUCCCUACCAGGAGACUAUCGCCACCUGCUGGUGACCCCGAGAGAUGUCACCUGGGACUUGAUGACCUACAACGACUUCACUGUCCCACUGUCACAGGGAGAUCUGGAUGUCAUGUUCAACAAACCUCAACCAGAGACUCUCAAGGACGGCAAGUUCCGGGCUUUACGGCUGGAGUUUUCGCUCCCCUCCUCAACCUACGCAACAAUGGCUCUGCGAGACAUCCUCAAGAUAGACACUUCCUCCUCCUUCCAGACAUCGCUGAAUGUCACGACACCAACAGAUUGUGAACCAGUUAAAACUUCAGUCAGUUCCAGCUAGCACAGUGGAUGUGUGCCACCAACAGAUUGUGAACUGGUUAAAACCUCAGUCGACCCGUGAAGAUCCGGGGUAGAAUAGGUUUUCAGCAACCCAUGCUGGCGGUAAUAGGCGACUAUGCUUGUCGUAAGAGGCGACUAACGUGAUCGGGUGGUCAGGCUCGCUGGCUU
Molecule: messenger RNA, 2399 nt
Organism: Haliotis rufescens (red abalone)
Lineage: Eukaryota; Metazoa; Mollusca; Gastropoda; Lepetellida; Haliotidae
Product: pseudouridylate synthase 7 homolog
Exons: 16
Coding region: 334-2232 (632 amino acids)
Biological process (GO): pseudouridine synthesis
Cellular component (GO): nucleus
Molecular function (GO): RNA binding; pseudouridine synthase activity
Source: RefSeq, a predicted model, not a curated record